This is a messenger RNA of Perca fluviatilis (European perch), 1539 nucleotides long. Its product is annotated as striatin-like. The record is from RefSeq and is a predicted model, not a curated record. Gene Ontology annotation, molecular function: protein-containing complex binding; calmodulin binding; armadillo repeat domain binding. Lineage: Eukaryota; Metazoa; Chordata; Actinopteri; Perciformes; Percidae. Gene Ontology annotation, cellular component: dendrite.
GUACCUGCAGGAGGUGGGGUACACCGACACCAUCCUGGAUGUGAAGUCUCAGCGAGUGCGAGCGCUGCUCGGUCUGACCGGAGACUCCGGAGACAGACCUUCGGAGAGGAGAGGCGAACUGAUGGUCAACGGCACGGAGACGUCCUCCCCGAGGGACAGCGCCAUGCUCAGUAAACCGGAGAUGUCGGACUCGGCCGGCGUGCUGGAGGCCUUUAAGUUCAUAGAGAGCGCCGCGGCGGAGUUCAGCGAUGAGGACGAGGACGAGGACAGCCAAGGACGGGACAGGACCGCCUUAGACGUGGCGACGAUGGUGAGGAAGAAACAGCCGUCCACGGCGUCUUCGUCGGCGUCUGAGCUCAGCGACGACCCCGACACGGAGGAGGCUCUGAAGGGUUUCGACUUCUUGGCGAGUCCCGACGAGAUGGACGGCUCGCCGGAGUACCGGAGCGGAGAAGACAGCGGAGAGUGGGAGAAGGAUGACCUGUCCCCUGGGGGGGAACUGUCCUGGGACGUGGACCAGGGGCUAAUCGCCCAGCUCAAGGAGCAGUACAGGAAGGAACGCAAGGGCAAGAAGGGGGUGAAGAGACCAAACCGGUCCAAGCUGCAGGACAUGCUGGCUAACCUGCGGGACGCCGAGGAGCUUCCCUCCAUGCAGCCGCCCGUAACGCCCCCGUCCCGCCCGCCGGUCCCCAGACUCAAUGAGCACGAACUGGGACGCCCCGAAGACGAAGCGAUGACCUUCCUGCCGUCGUCGGGGAAGUCCUUCAUCCUGGGCCGGGUGGACGAGGCGGUCUCUAACGAGCUGGGACUGGGAGAACUGGCCGGGCUCACGGUCGCCAACGAGGCAGACAGCCUGGCGUACGACAUCUCCAGCAGCCAGGACGCCCUGAGGAAGACCUGGAACCCUAAGUUCACCCUGCGGAGCCACUUUGACUCGGUGCGGAGCCUGGCCUUCCACCCGGUGGAGCCGAUCCUGGUCACCGCGUCCGAGGAUCACACCCUCAAACUGUGGAACCUGCAGAAGACCGCGCCCGCCAAGAAAUGUGCUGCUCUGGACGUGGAGCCCAUCUACACAUUCAGAGCUCACAGCGGCGCCGUGCUGUGCGUCACCAUGAGCUCCAGCGGCGAGCAGUGCUUCAGCGGCGGCGUGGACGCCACCAUCCAGAGCUGGAACACCCCCAACCCCAACAUCGACCCCUACGACUCAUAUGAGCCCUCUGUCCUGCGGGGGCCUCUGUGCGGUCACACAGACUCGGUGUGGGGUCUGGUCUACAGCUCGGCCCACCAGCGCCUCCUCUCCUGCUCCGCCGACGGGACGGUCCGGCUGUGGAACGCCGCCGACACCUCGCCGUCUCUCGCCGUCUUCAACCACAGAGGAGGUGAGACGCUCGCCACCUGUGUGCGUUAGCCGGCAGGAGAACGAUCACAAAGUACCAACACCACGCUGUAACAAUACUCUGGUACAAGUUAGAGUACUAAUACCACGCUGUAACAAUACUCUGGUACAAGUUAGAGUACUAAUACCACGCUGUAACAAUA